UGUUGCUUUUGCAUAACAAAUUGGCUUUAUGCAUCAUAAGUUGAAACCGAAUAAGCAAAUAUGAAUAAAAAGUUGAUUAUACCAAGUUUCUAAAUAAUAGAAUUUCGAGGUAUAUUAAAAAGAAAAUGUCGUAAGUGGGCAUUCCUUCACUCCGAUUUAAUAUGCUGUGAAAAGGUUACCUUUCGUGAUCCGCAUGUCGAGCGCUCAUAAUAUUGCAGGUGCAGUAAUCAUUCGCAAAUCAUUUUCAAAUAUUGCUGGCGAAUAAGAACACUAUUUAUGAAGGCGGUGUACGCCUACAACACACACAGCAAUGUUCGCAUGCCCAUCAUUUUAGAUAUUAUAUCGGAGCUUGGCGAUAUUUGUUGUGAAAUGGCGUAAUUAGACCACCUAAAUGUCUGUAUAUACGUAUAUGUAAAUUGCUCGUACAUACAUAUGCAUAUUAAUAAUGUAUUUAUAUGUUCAAAUGUAUUUGUAAGCGAGUGCGAGGUGUAAGUGCAUACCAAAUGCUGAGAGUGGAUUCGUGACCAAUUGAUCUGUACACCCACUCUGCAUACAUACGCAUAAAUAUUCAUAUACAUAUGUAAGCCUCUAUUGACGUCUAUAUGAUGGAAAAUUCGAUUUGCAACACCCUCACGACGCUGCGUUGUUCCAAUGGGCAAAUUAAAUGCACACAUACAUAUUUAAACUAUGAUGCAUACACUAACUUGCAAAUGUACAUAUGUACAUAUAAAUAGAGCCACAUUGCUAUUGAGCUAGCUACUGCUCAUAUUUUCUCGUCGCGUAGAAUUUUUUUGCAUUUGGCCGCUUUCAAUCCAAAUGCAUUGAUGCACCAGCGCAGUUUGUUCCGCUCGUUGUACGUUGUAAACGCUGAGUUUUUGACCUUGAAAUAAAACAAGUGAUUAUCUGUCCGGCAAUUAAAGAAAAUGACAGAUCAUGGUGCCGUUCUAACACAAGAUACAGAACAGUUUAUAAUUGGUCAAAAAGUAUGGGUAGGCGGUAUUCGCCCCGGACAAAUAGCUUACAUUGGCGAGACUCAUUUCGCCCCAGGUGAUUGGGCUGGGAUUGUAUUGGAUGAACCGAAUGGUAAAAAUGAUGGUUGCGUUGCUGGCAAACGUUAUUUCCAGUGCGAACCAAGGCGUGGUAUUUUCUCGCGUUUAACACGUCUAACAUUGGCACCGCUUUCCGGAGCAAAUACGCCGACCUCACCACUAGCAAAAAUGUCUCCAGAUCGUUCACGUACUGUGUCACCAACUGCCAGCAUACGCAGCUCAUUUCUACGCAGUCCGGGAAAAAAUGGUUUGACAGUUGGCGAUCGCAUUAUUGUGUCAUCUGGCUUCGGUAGUCGUCCAGGUAUAUUACGUUAUUUGGGUGAAACGCAGUUCGCUUCAGGCAAUUGGUGUGGUGUGGAAUUAGACGAGCCCUCUGGUAAAAACGAUGGGUCCGUCGAUGGCAUAAAGUAUUUCGAAUGCAAGCCGAAAUAUGGAGUUUUUGUGCCGAUCGCCAAAGUUUCACUCUCGCCGUCGUCAAAAAAAUCUCGUCUCUCCAGAACUGGCUCUAGAGAAUCUCUCAACUCUAUUGGUACUAUAAACAGCAUUGCAACAACAAAUACAUCUCGCUUGCGCAUGAAUGCUCAGCGCAAACCUUUGUCAAUCAAGCCGAUCGUUGCCACGCCUAAAUCGCAAUAUUCCAUGCAGGAUUUAUUACACGAGAAGCAGAAGCACAUUGAACAGUUAAUGAUAGAGCGAGAGUUGGAUCGUGAGGACUGUCAAAAUCAGGCUCUACAGUACCAGAAGAAUAUAAACGAGCUGAAGUCCCGAAUAGUUCAAUUGGAGCGCUCGCUGGAUGAUGAACGUAAAAAAUCCGAAGAUUUGCAAUUUUCCAUUGAUGAGGCUACAUACUGUGGCAACGAUGUCCAAUCUCAUGUAUAUAGAGACAAAAUUCAGGAAUUGGAGAAAAAACUAACUGUUCUCUCAACAGAGACAGAGUCCGCUAAAGAUACAGCUGCUGCCAUUAAUCAGGUUACUGAAACGACCACUGCUAAGAUCGCCGAAGUUACAUUGCAAUUACAACAGCAAAAAGAGGAAUAUGAAGGGCGUCUCGUUAACUCUGAAGAUGAGCAAAAACGAUUGCAAGAAAAUAUAGAAUAUCUUCGGAAAGAAAAUGAAGCUUUACAAAAAGAGCUGGUGGAUAAAGAUGAGAGUUUGGAAAAAUUCUCAUUAUCAGCAUGUGGCAUUCAAAAUCUGCGCCAUGAAUUGGAUCUGCUCAAAGAAGAAGCGGAGAAGGAGCGGCAACAAUUGCAAACCGAUUUUGUUCUUAAACUGGAGGAGAAGGAUACGCAAUUAAAUACAUUACGAUCUGAGUUUACUGCUCAGAAAAAUGAACUAUCAAAGGUAGAGAUCGAACGAUCCAAUAAUAAAGAUGAAUGCGAAGUCUUACGGUCAGAAUGCAAAAAUCGUGAUUCUCAAUUGCAGGAUGUUAAUGAGCAAUUGGCCAAAUUGAAAGCAGAAUUUAGCGUGCAAAAAGCGGAGAACGUGACAGUAGAAGAACUGCUCAAAGUACAGCAGACAAGUCUUUUGCAAGAGAAGAAUAAGUUGGCUAAAAAUGUGCAAGAAAACAAGAAAUUGAAAGAAGAAAUAAUAGGUUUGCAAAAGACUAAAGACCUCGCAGAAAUACAGCUGAGAACUGUCAAUGAAGACGUAAAGAAAUUGACUGAAUCUCAGAAAGCCUUGAAAGAAAAGUUGUUGGCUGCAACAUGUGCAGACCAUGAGCAUCUAGAUGCGAUGACACAAUUGGGCACCGUCAUAGAAGAUUUGAAAAAACAAAUAGAUGAUAUUACAGUAGAAAAUGGUCGUCUAAACUCAGAGCUCAAGAAAGAACAAGAAUUGAAAGUUAUUGCCGCCGCUACAGAAGAAGAACUUCGAAAACUUUUAAAAGAUCAGCAACAAGAAUAUACAGAUAGCUUAGAAGAAUUGAAAAAAUCCAAUACCAAUUUGACAGAAAAUCGAGAAAUUGAUCAAAAAAAAUUCCAAGAAUCACUGAACGAGAAACUGAGAGAGAUUGAGCUUCUUAACAUUGAGGUUGGUCAAUUGAAACAACGCUUAACGAAUCUAGAAUCGAAUUCAUCGAUAAGCGAACAAGAAUUAGUUUCAAAGAUCGAAGAACUUGAAUUGAAUGUGCAAAACCUUUUAGAAGAUUUAAGAACCAAAGAAAGUGCUUUGAAAUCUCAGAGGGAAAUGUGCGCGUACCAUGACCAUGUAAUAGCAGAAAAAACCGAGAACGUGAACACGACCAUGGCUGCACUUGAAACUACAAACAAUCUCUUAAACAAACAAAAGCAGGAACUCGAUAUAGCUUUAACUAAAUGUUCUGAUUUAAACAUCGCGAAUAAAAUGCUAGAUGAGCAGUGUGCUCAGCAACAACUUGAAAUUGGCAUUUCGACGCGAAAGGUAGAUAGCCUAAAUAUAAAAUGCGAAAGUCUAAUUACUCAAAAUGAAGCUCUCGGAAAUGAUCUUAAUUCUUCUCGUUCAACUAUUUGUCAGCUUGAGAAUGACAUUCACAGACUUAAUGAAGAGCUCGCUAUUUAUCAAAAGAAUUUACUGGAAAUGAAAGGAAGAAAUAACGAUGAUCGGCUGAUGUUAGAAAGUCAACUAGAGGAGAUUAACCAGAAAUUUAAUACUGUAUCAAAAGAUUUGGAAGAAGAGCGUGCAAUCAGUGAACACACUCGCAAUGAGAUAACGAAAAAAAAUAAUCAAUUGUCUGUUCUUGAGGAAAAGACUAUUAAACUAGAGCUGAGUCUCAGUGACGAAAAACGUCAACAGGAGAACUUGCAAGGAAAAUAUGAAUCUAUGGUUGUUCAGAAUAAAAAACUUGAAGAAGAUUUGAACACACUCCGCACGUCGUCAACAGAUUCAAAUACUGAGCUUUUAAAGAUGUCACAGAUGAUGGGACUAAAGCAAAAGGCUUACGAUGAACUAUUAGAUAAAACUAACAUGGAGCGCACGAACCUUGAGGGACAGCUGCAGGCCAGCCAACAACGCCUAGAUGUAUUGUGUAACCAAGUGGAGAUGCUCACGAAGGAAAUAAAAAGCGCUACAGAGCAGAAUAUGAAACGUGCAGAAAUGCUUAAGAUGGAGCAAGAAAAAUGUGGUAAACAGGAGCUAGAAAUAAGUGAGUUAUCACGCAAACUUGAACUACUUACCGAGAAAUGCACAGUGGUGGAGAGUGAAAAUGAGAAUCUUCAAAAGGAUUUGGCAACCUCACGGAACACAAUGACCACUUCAAGUACACUUGUAACCAAAUUGACUAACGAACUUAGUCAGAAACAGAAGUCUAUGCAGGACUUAACAGAUAAAUCGACAGCUGAACGCUUGCAACUUAGUAACCAAUUGCAAGAGCUAGAGCAACGACUAAAAACUAAUCUUCGUGAUAUGGAACUAUUAAAAAAUGAGUUGCAAGCAGCAAUAGAAACAAAAGACAAACAAUCAGAGGAGUUUGAAAUACUAAAAUUAGAAAUGCAAGCACAGUUAUCAGAUCAGUUAAAUAGUUUAAAGGAGAAAGAAUCGACUGAGCAGAAAAAAAUUAUUGACAAUUUCCAAGAACAGUUAAAGUGCGCAGAUCAAACCAAGUUAAAGUUAGAUGAGGCUAUUUCCAGUCUACAACAACAAAUACAACUUCUACAAGAUGAAUUAUUAAAAUCUCAACUGAAUUUUAAAGCAAAGGAGGAAGAUCUAGGUAAACAAAUUACUAAUUUAUUCAACGAGACUGAACAGUUGCGCGAGGUUAUACGUCAAACCCAAUUGGAUGGUUCAAAUUCACUCAGUACUUUAGAGCUAGAAAAGCUAGAGCUUCAUAAGAAGAUCGCUAGUUUGCAAUCAGAACUGAAAACGAACGAAGACGAAUUGAGAAAAAGCCGCAAUGAAAUCGAACAACUAAAACUGGCCGAGUCAAGCGGACUUCACGACACCAAGAAGCUCCAAGAUCAAAUCCAGGCAUUAGAAAGUGCAUUAGAUCUUGCGAACACUGAAGCCCAAUUUAGGACGAAAUUGGCAGAAGAGGAUAAAAAUAAAAUGGAUGAUUUGCGGAACAUGGUGGAUACGAUUCAAGCAGUAAAUGCAAAUAUUUCAGCGACCAAUGCUGAAAUGUCACAAGCACUGCAAUCGUUAGAACAAGAGAAAUGCGAGACAGCCCAUAUAUUCGAACUCUUUGAAAUGGAAUCUGAUCAAAAUAUAGAAAAGCUAGGUGAAAAACUUAUCGACUUGAAGCAGAAAUUGAUUGACGCACAAGCUAAUAUUGAACAAAAAUCGGCAAUUAUAACGGAAAAAGAAAGCGAAUUGGCGAGUAGCUUGUCGAAAUUUGAGGCAUCACAAACGGCUUUAGCAGGUGUACAGAGCACAUUAUUAGAUCAGGCUACAAAAAUUAGCGAAUUGAAUACUGCAAAAAUCGAAUUACAGAAGCAAGUUGAUGAAAGAAAAUAUAUAUUGGAGCAACAAGUAGAUUUACAAAGCCAACUCGAUGAAUAUAAAAGAGUGGUUGAUGAAAUGGAUAUUGAAAUCACGGCUAAGAGUGAAGCACUACAACAGCUGUACGAACGUGUUAAACAAUUAGAAGAAGAAAAUAUUCGAAAUAUGGAAUCUCAAGAAAGGCUAAAUAGUGAUAAUGUUAAAAUGCAACGAAAACUUGAGGUUCUGGAUUUGGAGAAAACUCGUGCAAUGGUUGCUGCACCAAAUAAUUUAUCAACUACUGUUGAUCCAAAAGAGGGUGAAGAACCUGAAGGCAACAUAGCACAAAUAAAUUUUUUGAACUCCAUAAUUGCGGACAUGCAAAAAAAAAAUGAGUCUUUAAAGGCUAAGAUCGAAGCACUCGAAGCUUUACCCACGGAUUAUACGCAGCCAAAAGCGUUUGAAUUAAUCGCUAAGCGAAAACCAGCUCCACGUGUUUUCUGUGAUAUUUGCGAUGAAUUUGAUAGACACGAAACCGAAGACUGCCCCCUUCAAGCAUCCGAUGAUCGAGGCUACUCACCUCCACCGCUCAACGAGGCGACGCACAAAAAGGUACGGAAAUUACCAGAACCGCGCAAAUACUGUGAAACCUGUGAAGUUUUCGGCCACGUAACAGGGGAAUGCGCUGAAGACGAGUGGUAAAAGAUGUAUUCACCAAAUACAAAUGUAUAAUAUACUUACGCGCUAACUAAGGAUACUGAUUUCAAUAUACAUACAUAGAUAUUUUUUUAAUAGUAUGCAUUUGUGAUAAU
Zeugodacus cucurbitae (melon fly) is the source of this 6250-nucleotide messenger RNA. It is a transcript of the gene CLIP-190, whose product is annotated as restin homolog. The record is from RefSeq and is a predicted model, not a curated record. The transcript has 13 exons. The coding region runs from base 924 to 6140 and encodes 1738 amino acids. NCBI's taxonomy places the organism in Eukaryota, Metazoa, Arthropoda, Insecta, Diptera, Tephritidae.